Molecule: messenger RNA, 1239 nt
Organism: Pleuronectes platessa (European plaice)
Lineage: Eukaryota; Metazoa; Chordata; Actinopteri; Pleuronectiformes; Pleuronectidae
Gene: ttll9
Product: tubulin tyrosine ligase-like family, member 9
Exons: 12
Biological process (GO): protein polyglutamylation; microtubule cytoskeleton organization
Cellular component (GO): cilium
Molecular function (GO): tubulin-glutamic acid ligase activity; tubulin binding
Source: RefSeq, a predicted model, not a curated record
AGAAGUUGUGUGCGUUUCAAAUGCGGACUCCUCACCACCAUACAGAACGUCCUGCACCAAAGACCUGGCUGGGUUGAAGUCAAAGAUGAUGGAGAUUGGGAUUUCAACUGGUGUGACGUGGGCUGGCUCAGGGAGAAUUAUGAUCAUACGUACAUGGAGGAACAUGUGAGGGUAAACCACUUUCGCAACCAUUAUGAGCUGACUCGCAAAAAUCUCAUGGUGAAAAACCUCAAAAGGUACAGGAAGAGCCUUGAAAGAGAUUCUGGCCACACAGAGGCAUCCAAAUGUGAUUUCUUCCCCUGCACCUUUGCACUGCCCAGCGAGUAUCAUCUUUUUGUAGAGGAGUUCAAAAGAAUCCCUGGCAGCAUCUGGAUCAUGAAGCCAGUGGCAAAAUCCCAAGGGAAAGGCAUUUUUCUGUUCAGGAAACUGAAAGACAUCACGGAUUGGAAGAAGGAUGGCCCCCGCUCAGAGGAGCAGAAGGAUGCAGCCCAAGUGGAAAGCUACGUGGCGCAACGCUACAUAGAGAACCCCUACCUAAUUAAUGGCAGGAAAUUUGAUCUGAGGAUCUACAUUCUGGUCACCUCAUAUGUUCCCUUGAAGGCCUGGCUGUAUCGGGAUGGCUUUGCUCGCUUCUCAAGCACCCGCUUCUCUCUAAGGACCAUUGAUGACAAGUAUAUGCAUCUCACCAAUGUGGCUGUUCAAAAAACAGCACCUGACUACGAUCCUGAAAAGGGAUGUAAAUGGCAGAUGCAGCAGCUUCGAAGAUACCUGACUGCAAAGCACGGCACAGAGAUGAUAGGAACCCUGUUCAUAGAGAUGGAUAACAUCUUUGUACGCAGUCUCCAGAGUGUACAAAAGGUCAUCAUCAAUGACAAGCACUGCUUCGAGCUCUACGGCUACGACAUUCUGCUGGAUGAGAACCUCAAACCGUGGUUGAUUGAGGUGAAUGCCUCUCCGUCACACACCCCCAGUAGUCAAGAGGAUUACGAGAUGAAGUGCAGGCUGCUGGAAGACACUUUGAAUGUUGUUGAUAUGGAGGACAGGCUGACUGGCAAGGAGAAAAGGGUGGGUGGCUACGAUCUCAUGUGGAACGACGGCCCUGUCUACAGAGAGGAUGCCAACCCGGAAACAUUUGGGAGUUCGUGUUUCACUGCCAACACACACUUGGGGUGUGUGAAUGACAGAGACAAGCAGCUCCGUCAGCUACUUAAACCGUUUCCAGUCCAGAAGAAGAUGUGA